Messenger RNA from Lepus europaeus (European hare), 1771 nucleotides. It is a transcript of the gene GJA10, whose product is annotated as gap junction protein alpha 10. NCBI's taxonomy places the organism in Eukaryota, Metazoa, Chordata, Mammalia, Lagomorpha, Leporidae. Gene Ontology annotation, cellular component: connexin complex. The coding region runs from base 1 to 1464 and encodes 487 amino acids. The transcript has 2 exons. Gene Ontology annotation, biological process: cell communication. The record is from RefSeq and is a predicted model, not a curated record.
AUGGGGGAUUGGAACCUAUUGGGUGGCAUUCUAGAGGAAGUUCACUACCACUCAACCAUAGUGGGGAAAAUCUGGCUGACUAUCCUCUUCAUCUUUCGAAUGCUGGUCCUUGGUGUGGCUGCUGAGGAUGUCUGGGAUGAUGAACAAUCAGCAUUUACCUGCAACACACAGCAGCCAGGUUGCAACAAUAUCUGUUAUGAUGAUGCUUUCCCGAUCUCUUUGAUCAGGUUCUGGGUAUUACAGAUCAUCUUUGUGUCUUCUCCUUCACUGGUAUACAUGGGCCAUGCACUUUAUAGACUCAGGGACUUUGAGAAAGAGAGGCAGAGGAAAAAGUCGUACCUAAGAGCCCAGAUGGAGAAUCCAGAACUUGACUUGGAGGACCAGCAGAGGAUAGAUAGGGAACUGAGGAGGUUAGAAGAGCAGAAGAGGAUCCAUAAAGUCCCUCUGAAAGGAUGUCUACUGCGCACUUAUGUCUUACACAUCUUGACCAGAUCUGUAUUGGAAGUGGGCUUCAUGAUAGGCCAAUAUGUUCUCUAUGGGUUUCAAAUGUAUCCCCUUUACAAAUGCACUCAACCUCCUUGUCCCAAUGCAGUGGACUGCUUUGUAUCCAGGCCCACAGAGAAGACUAUUUUCAUGCUCUUUAUGCAGAGCAUUGCAGCCAUCUCCUUGUUACUCAAUGUACUGGAAAUAUUUCAUCUAGGUGUCAGGAAAAUCAUGAAGGCACUUUAUGAGAAAUCCAGCAAUGAGGGCUUUGAGAAUGAAAGGGGCCCUCCAUUCCAGUUGAGGAAAUAUUCAGCGGCCCAGCAGUGUAUGAUUUGCUCAUCUUUGCCCGACAGAAUCUCUCUACUUCAAGCUAACAAUCAGCAGCAAGGAAUUCGAAUCAACGUGCCAAAGUCUAAAACUAUGUGGCAAAUCCCACAGCCUAGGCAACCUGAGGCAGAUUCUUCUUUUAGCAAAAAAGAGUGGGCUGAGAAGGAUCAGCACAGUGGACAGCUCCACGUCCACAGUCCAUGUCCGCAGGAUGCCAGCACCAGAAUUCAGCACUCGGGACAGCAACCAGACCAGUCUUCCUUUGCUGUACAGAAUACAACUAUCCAGUCUUGGCCAGGUACAACAACCACCUCUAGACACUGUCCAGCCUAUGCGGUGGGAACCUGGAAGCAGUCCCAGGACCUAGAACCCUUGGGCGAGCCUCUCACAGAUCUACACAGUGAUAGCAGUGUGAGAGAGAGCGGGGGCUGGGUAGACAAAUCACGCCCGGGUAGUCGCAAGGCCAGCUUUUUGUCCAGACUGUUGUCUGAAAAGGCACAGCUGCAGAGCGACUUGGGAAGCUCAAGUUCCCAGAAUAGCUCCCGUUUGGAUUUUCAGCACCAGGAAAACAGUCCCUCACCUGCGCCCUCCAUCACUGGGCAGAGAACAUCAAUGAACAUGCUUCUGGAACUUUCAUCAAUUAUGAAGAAAUAACACACCAGGAGCAGCUAACUGGUCUCUACAGGAGGAAAGCUGUGCCUCCAUCAAAUUGCGGAAAGAGGACCCACACGCUCCACAGACACCCAGCAGGUGAUGGGCUGUGUACAGAAUGCUCCAGCCUGGGCUCACCUCCCCAGGGGACCUUUAUCAGUCUCUCACUGCCCUGCCUGGCACACUGUUGGGGGGCAGGUCCAAUGCUCAGGCAGGGGGCAGCUGUGUACCAACAGAGAAAAUCUAGGGCAAGGGCUGCUGUUGCCCUGAGGAGGAGGACUGGGCUAGAGCCCUCUUUCCCAGCGUGCUG